AUGAUUAAUGAUCCGCACAGUUUCAUCCCUGCUCUCGCCGGGAACGUUGCCAUAAUAACAGGUGGCCACACAGGACUUGGCUUCGGCACCAGCAUCGAGCUUGCGAAACACGGCGUCCGUGUGUAUAUUGCCAGUCGAUCCGAGGCAAAAUUCAGAGAUACGAAGCAGGAUAUCAUUGCCGAGCAUCCGGAGGCAGAUAUCCGGUUACUAAAGUUAGACCUGGCCGAUUUGGACAAUGUUCGUGAGGCGGCAGAAUAG
Molecule: messenger RNA, 258 nt
Organism: Penicillium manginii
Lineage: Eukaryota; Fungi; Ascomycota; Eurotiomycetes; Eurotiales; Aspergillaceae
Product: Glucose/ribitol dehydrogenase
Exons: 2
Coding region: 1-258 (85 amino acids)
Source: RefSeq, a predicted model, not a curated record